AUCGGAAAGGAAUUGUUUGGCAGCAAUUAAGCAGAGCUUGGGUUGCAACAGGAGACUGACGUCAGGCGGGCUCUGCACACCACUCGUUCCUCUCUCGCUGCUCCCCCUCACUUGCACAGGGCAAUCGCCGAGGUGCGGUAACCAUUCCCUUCAUUCCGCCUGAUCGCCUCCAUUUAAUUGGACUGCUGCCUUCCCAGUUCUUGCCCUCCGCUUCUUCUACUAUUUGAAUGGGCCCUGGAGUGGAGAGUUGAAGAAGAGGUUCUUCAAUUCCAAUCCUGGCUCGAUGAAGGAUCAAGAAGUGAGUCAAGUCCUUCAAUUAUGAGCCACUUUCAAGCACACCAUUUCCAAGAUCAGCUGUCUUCUGAUUGCUCCAGUUCCCAGGAUUCUCUGGACAACCAGUCACUGGAUGACUUCUGGACAGAGGUGGAGAACAUUAAGGAGAGUUGUGAGACAGAGGUGGAUGAAAACAGUGAUGUGAAAACAUCAGAUGAUGCGGAGCUGGAUGCUGAUUGGCUGAAGGAUACUGGGUUGUCCACUCUUAUCAAUGAAAACAGUCAAGAUGAUGACAGUAUAUUUCUGCUUUCUACUCUAACACGUACUCAGUCAGCAGCAGUACAGCGCAGAGUCAACAGCUAUACUUUGUCUUUGCGGGUAAAGAGCAAACAACCUGUACGUGAUGUCAGGGAUGUUUUUCAAGGACAGAAGUUUUCAGGCAGUGAUUCUGAGCAUCGAAACAAGCAUGGUUCUGUUCUUUCCCCAUUACAACAAGAUCAACAACUUGAGCAGAUGCUUCCAGGAGACGACAAACAUGAAGCUUGUUCUGAUGAACAUGGGAAUUCAUCACCAGGGCAAUAUGAACUUUCCAAAAAGGAAAUGUUAUUUUCUGAUGUUUCUUAUUCUGAACAAGCGCAGAUUUUACGAAAUAGAAUGUACUUUUGCAAAGAGAGGAAGCAAAAGGAUGAUGGAACUUUGCCUCAAUUCAGAAUACACAAGAGUAAACUUGGAACAACCAGGAUGGAGGAUCUCUCAGAGCAGGACAUGAAAAAAAUACGCACCUUGGCACUAAUUGAGCUUACAGCUCUCUUUGAUGUCUUGGACAUAGAGGUGAAGCGUAACAAAGCAACAAAAGUGAAAACACCAGAAAAUAAACUCUUUGGUGUCCCGCUCACACAGCUGAUUGAAAAUGAUCAGAAGAUUGAACCCAAUACCAAAGUUCCACUGUUUCUUAAAGAGUUGCUCUGCAGUCUGGAAGAUAAGGGUUUGGAAACUGAAGGAAUUCUUCGUAUUUCAGGUUCUCUUGCCAGAAUAAAGACUCUGCAACAGGAUCUGGAAUCAAAUUUUUACCAAAAUAAUUUUGACUGGAAGAAAGUUCAACAAAAUGACGGGGCAAGCUUGUUGAAAACAUUUAUCCGUGAAAUGCCGUGUCCCUUGUUAACAACAGAGUAUGUAACUGCUUUUGCAACAGUCGGAGAUAUCACUGAUCAAGUCCAGAUGAUACAUUCUCUAAAUCUUCUUGUGCUGAUCCUUCCAGAUGUAUAUAGAGCCACAUUAAAGGUGCUGUUGGAGUUUCUUCGCAAGGUGAUUAAAAAAGAGCAGCGAAACAAGAUGAACCUCUGGAAUGUAUCCACUAUAAUUGCUCCCAACCUUUUCAUGCACAAGGGAAUGACAAACAAGGCGCCUAACGGAAAUGAAAAACAGCACGCGGAAAAGGCUGCAAAUGUUGUCCGGUUGCUUAUCCAUUACCAGGAUCUUCUUUGGACUGUUCCAUGCUUCCUUGUAGCACAAGUGAGAAAACUGAAUGAGAACAGCACCAAGAAGUAUGAUAAGCGUAUUAAAAACCUGCUGAAGAAGAUUCACACAGACAAGCAUGACAGACAAUUAACAGAACUACCAUAUAACAAGACAAUAAAAGUUCAAGCCCCCAAUUUACUGAAGGGUACAUUGGAUAUUCAACUGGAACCGGAGAUGACUAUUUGGGAUCUUUUGGCUCAGUUUCGGAAGAAGUUAGACUGUGAUGCCACAAGCACCAAUCUUACAAAACGAAGCAAUGACUCCACAGAAUGUUCAGAGUUCUGCUUGUAUGAAGUGGGUGGUAAUAUAGGUGAACGGUGUCUUGACCCAGACAUAAACAUAUGUGAACUUUACAAGGUUAAUCCUCAUGCUGAGUGGAUCAUAAGACAAUGUGCAACAUUCUCAAAGGAAAGCUAACUUUUUUUUGUGAGCAUUCGCCAUCUAAAACCACAGAAUUUGCAAUUUGCUGGUUAAAUAAUAUCUGUACUUCAGAUUAUUGUUCGAAGUGUGUGACCUGAUCAAGGUGAAGAAAAGGAGUAAGAAUACUUUUUCAAAGCAAUGCAUGAAGCAGUUUAUUCAGUAAAGCACAGCACUUUCAUUAAACAAAGGGAUAUUUACCACUGAAUGAAGGUAAAAUCAGAUUGGCUUUUCUUAUUUGCAGAUCUUUUGGCAGGUGAAUUUGAGAACUUGAAUUUUAUAUGCAAUUUAUAUUUAACCAUGGAUUUUUUUUUAAUUGCAUGACAUUCAUUAAGCACUGCCAAAUUUUGCAAGGAAAACUUAGCAUCCUGGAAGAGAAAAGUGUAUCUCCUUCAUGAUUAUAUAUAUUUUCUUGGAAUUUUAUUUUAAAGUUUCUUUUGCCUAACUUGGACAUGCUUGGAAUAAAAAAAAAUAAAUAAGGAGAAGAAAAUGGAACAGAGAGGAAAAUCUUGGCUUGUGCCAAAAUAUCCUGCCUGUUAAUUAUUUAUUGAAGGAUGAGAACUGAAACAUGAAUCUGUGUAUGCAGUUUAUUUGUGACAAAGCCAUUUUUACUUGCACACAUCAAACUCCUCAAAGCAACUGGGGAUCUUCAUCUUGAGACAGAGAACUAUAAUUGUCAGGGCUUCGUUACAGAGAAUGUGACAUGAUUGUGUGAAAAAAAAACAACUGCAAUCAAACCGAUGUAACUUACAGGCCUUAUUGUGUAUAAUAUUUUUUGAAAUCCAUGGGCUGUGCAAUUUUUUGAAGUGCGAGCCUACUUGUAAUUACUGAUAAACUUUCCUGCUGAAUAAUGUUACUAUAACUAUAUUUACAUUUGGGUUUUUAUUUUCUAUAUAUCUACAACCAGAUUUUUUUUACAGUCUGGUUAAAUGACUAUUUUAAUCUGUUAUUUGUGUCUGAGGUGGUGGUUGUUUUUUAAAGAAGUAUAAGCUUUACAAUGUCCCAGAUGUCAGUGCUUGCAAGAAUUAACAAAGCAAUUGAGAAAUUUUGCAAUUGUGUCAGUUUAAAAAUGUUCAGCUGAACACUUUUGAUUUUAAGAGAUGAUCUUAAAUUCCAAGAAUUUCUCUUAUUCAGAUAUGUCCAAUAAUGAGUAUGGUGAAGUUACAAAAUUUCACAACCAAUGUUCUAGACCUUUGAUCUAGAGAUAAAAACAUAGCUUCCUAGCUUUCGUGAUUGGAUUCUAAAUUCAAUACUUUAAAUUAAUCUGGAAUUCAAAUUUAAAGAAAAACUAUUACGCUGUCAAAUUGUUACAAAAACCCGCCAGGUUCACUAGUAUCCCUUGGGUAAGGAAAUCAGUCAUUUGUACCUGGUACAUAUGACUCCAGACUUCCCAAUAUGAUGAGCUCUUAACUGCCUCCUUCCUUAGGGCAAUUGAUAAUGUCCAGUAAAUGCUAGUGCCAAUAAUAAUAUACAGAAGUUAUAAAGCAUGGUCUUUUCAAACAUUCAGCUUAUUCUUAACAACUACAGGUAUAAUAUAACCACUCUCUGGAGAUGCAUUACAACAGGUAAAGAGCAGUGAAAACUUUGAAUAUAUUGAAACUUUGAAUUAUUGUUGAAUGUAUGGCAUGAUUCGGUCAGUACUCUAAACGUGGUCAAAUGCUGCUGCAUUUUUGUGUUGGUUUUGGUCAAACCUGUGGAAGUGAUUAUUUUAAAAAAAAAGCACAAACAAAAAUCCAGUGGUCUUCAAAGCUAAGUAAUAAAAAUAUUCUACUCACAAAAUUUCCGCUCCUGCAAACCAGAAUUAAUAGUGUCUACUUGUGGGCAUAGCAGAAAGUUUUUCACAUUAGUGUUUUUUUGGUGCAUAAUCAUCAGGACAUGUGUUUUAAAUGUUGUAUGUGCAUUAAAAGUAGUUAAUUUACUGAAAGAACUGACAUUUAUACUCUAAAGGAGGUGGUUCACUAUAGUUUUCUAAUUAUUACUUAUAAUAAAGUUAAAAUGAAUUACAGGUG
Hypanus sabinus (Atlantic stingray) is the source of this 4217-nucleotide messenger RNA. RefSeq names its product rho GTPase-activating protein 18. The record is from RefSeq and is a predicted model, not a curated record. The transcript has 16 exons. Gene Ontology annotation, biological process: regulation of small GTPase mediated signal transduction; regulation of actin filament polymerization; signal transduction. Gene Ontology annotation, molecular function: GTPase activator activity. The coding region runs from base 319 to 2208 and encodes 629 amino acids. Gene Ontology annotation, cellular component: cytoplasm. Lineage: Eukaryota; Metazoa; Chordata; Chondrichthyes; Myliobatiformes; Dasyatidae.